AUCAAAAUGUACAAAAUUCGAUCCGUGCAUGAAGCCUGAUGCUCUGCCAAUGCAUAGAAGAUGAAUAGAUGGUAAGAUUUUGGGUAUUAAUAGCUGCUGCAAAAAGACAUAACGUGGAAGAACCAACAAAAAUCAACGAAUGCUUUCUCUCUCUCUCACACACCUAUAAACACCGCCGCCUCUCUUUCCUCUCUCCGCUUCGUGUUUUAAAGUUUUGUUACCGGAAGAAAUGGUUGUGGAUCGGGUCGGAUCGGCGCAGAUCAAACAAAAUCAAAUGGAUACCCUAAGCCUUUGGGACAGGGUGGUGAAGGAAUCACGGGCGAGUUUGGCGAGUUACAUUCAAACGGAGUUGGAGGAGAUGCAAUCCAAUCCCUCCGACGAUUUCAAGUGCCUGGCGCUCAAGGUUCUUUGACUUUGGUUUAAUUUCACUUUGAAGGAUAAGUUAAGAAAUUGGAUUGGUGAUUCUGAAUUCUAUUUGAAUUUUGGGUAUUCGGUUCGACCUCAAUUGUUGUUUUUCGCAUUCGAAUUUGUUUUAAGAUAAUUUUAUGGUCAUUUGCGAAAAAAUAAAAAAGCCUUUUCUCUUUUUGAAGGCCUUUCGGCUAUUGAAAUUGGGCUUGUUGUUCGGCCGAAAUGCUAGUUGGUCAUAUCAUUGAUAUUUGUUUUCAGUCGAACCCAUAUGAUUGGCAAUUUGCAAUCAGAGGCCCUAAUGGAACUGAAUUCGAGGGCGGGAUUUAUCAUGGCCGGAUCCAGUUUUCGGAGAAUUACUUAGAGAGGCCAAUAUGCACGUUGUUGACGGAAAAUGGUCGCUUCAAAACCCAAACUGAGCUCAGUUUCAACUGGUCUUUCUCUUUGUCUUCGGGGAAGCGGUCAGUCGGGGUGCGAAGUGCUUUACUUAAACUUAUUGAGUUAUUGCCCACCUACCCAAAUGGUGCAUUGGGUUCAGUAGAAUACGAUAAGGAAGAAAGGCGUGCCCUAGCCAUCAAAUCUCGUGAAGCAGCCCCAAUAUUUGGCACUACUGAACGUCAAGAGUUAAUUGAUGAGAUUCAUAAAUAUAUGCUAAGCAAAGUACCCCCUGUUCCUUCAAACGGGGGAGGGGAUAUCCCGUUGAGUUCCCAAAAUGAUCGAGACGGAAGACAGCAGGACAUGGUUACCAAAAAAAGAAAAAGAAAGCAGGACAUCAAUUUAAUUUUUGGGAAUACAAUUAAUGCUGACAGUUGCAAGCAGGUAGGGAUUUUCGAUUUUGGGAAGAGGAUCAAAAGCCUAUGGUGGUGAUCAUAGAACAAAAUGUCGGCGAAAUGAUCGUAUUUUUGGGGCAGCAAUAUUUUAGCAUGUUUGGUUACAUGAAUUAUUUAGGAUGGUGGUGUUUUUAGAUGGGUUAAUUAAUGAAUUAUUUAAGGUGAAACGUGAUUUGCUGUUUAUUGCUUUUGAAAUAAAAUCUAUUUGACUUUUACGGGCCUGAGCUUUAUUUACAGGCCUAUUUGGAUU
Molecule: messenger RNA, 1485 nt
Organism: Prunus avium (sweet cherry)
Lineage: Eukaryota; Viridiplantae; Streptophyta; Magnoliopsida; Rosales; Rosaceae
Product: ubiquitin-conjugating enzyme E2 32-like
Source: RefSeq, a predicted model, not a curated record